Neltuma alba is the source of this 1639-nucleotide messenger RNA. RefSeq names its product nicotinate-nucleotide pyrophosphorylase [carboxylating], chloroplastic. Lineage: Eukaryota; Viridiplantae; Streptophyta; Magnoliopsida; Fabales; Fabaceae. Bases 143 to 1273 code for a protein of 376 amino acids. The transcript is spliced from 11 exons. The record is from RefSeq and is a predicted model, not a curated record. Gene Ontology annotation, biological process: quinolinate catabolic process; NAD+ biosynthetic process. Gene Ontology annotation, cellular component: cytoplasm. Gene Ontology annotation, molecular function: nicotinate-nucleotide diphosphorylase (carboxylating) activity.
UCUUUCGGCCUUUGAACAACUUUUCAGAAGAAUCUUUCGCCGGGUUUCCCCGCCGAGCUUGAGCUGCGAUCGGCAGGUUUUUCACUUUCCGGCUUCUUCUCCGUCGAAUUCAGCCAUUGCCUUGAGGUUCUCCUCCCUCUGGAUGAUUCUCUCUUCUCUGGUCUCCUCGUCGCGGUUGCUGGCCCCCGCGAUUCCGGUGGUGACACUGCGUCAUAGAACUCCAUUUCCCCUCCGCUCCUCACUUAAUUUUCCUGGCCAAUCUAAAAUCAGGAAUGUUGUUAAAAUGUCUUCCACUGGCGUCACAAGCUCUACAACAACACCCAAGUCCUUUGCAAUUAAGCCUCCCAUGCAUCCCACUUAUGACUUGAAGAACAUAAUCAAGUUAGCACUUGCAGAGGAUGCUGGUGAUAAAGGUGACGUGACAUGCUUGGCCACCAUUCCUUAUAACAUGGAAGUUGACGCUUAUUUUUUGGCGAAGGAAGAUGGCAUUAUUGCCGGGAUUGCACUAGCAGAGAUGAUAUUUCAUGAGGUUGAUCCAUCUUUAAGGGUGGAAUGGUCUCAAAACGAUGGAGAUUAUAUCCAUAAAGGGCUUCAGUUUGGAAAAGUUCAUGGAAGGGCGCACAACAUUGUAGUAGCUGAAAGGGUAGUGCUAAACUUUAUGCAGAGGAUGAGUGGCGUUGCAACUUUAACUAAGAAAAUGGCAGAUGCAGCUUACCCAGCAUAUAUCUUGGAGACCAGAAAAACUGCUCCAGGUUUACGACUAUUGGAUAAGUGGGCGGUAUUGAUUGGUGGUGGGCGUAAUCAUAGGAUGGGUUUGUUUGAUAUGAUAAUGAUAAAAGAUAAUCACAUAUCUAUAGCUGGAGGUGUGACUAAUGCUCUUAGAGCUGCUGACCUGUAUUUAAAGGAAAGGGACCUUCAAAUGCCAGUAGAGGUUGAAACCAGGACACUUGAGGAGGUGAAAGAAGCAUUGCAUUAUGCAUCCCAAACAAAGACCUCUCUGAGCCGAAUUAUGUUGGAUAAUAUGGUUGUCCCUCUAGCAAAUGGGGAUGUUGACAUAUCUAUGCUUAAAGAAGCUGUACAGCUCGUCGAUGGGAGAUUUGAGACUGAGGCAUCUGGCAAUGUUACUCUUGAUACGGUUCAUAAAAUUGGGCAGUCAGGAGUAACCUACAUUUCCAGUGGUUCACUGACGCAUUCUGUGAAAGCACUUGACAUCUCACUCAAAAUUGAUACUGAGCUGGCACUUAAAGUUGGAAGGCGCACCGGAAGAGCCUAGUUGUGCGCUAAAUAGCAGAUUCUCUUUAAUAAAUAACGUAUGUUUCUAUCCUCUUGAUGCAAUAAAUUGUUGCCAAUUCUCGCUUUUCGGCCUUCAAAUCAUGUGGCUUCUUUUUGCCGAUGGUGUCUAAAUUUCAGCGUUAUCUGUAACCUGAAUAUAAUGUCUGUAUGCUGGUCAGAUCAGCAUCAAAGAUAUAUCACAUGGCUGCUGGAAAUUUCAUCUGAGUCGUCAGGAAAACCUUGAAACCCUUUUUUUUCCUUCCAUUUUUAGUAAUUAGCACAUAUAGGAUGAAGUACGGUUUUCCCAUUUUAUGGCUGGACCCUGGAGGGUUGGCAAUCGAAGUAAACUGUUUUUUUCCCUGAGGGG